AUUGAGCCAGUGAAAUGUGGGCGGCGCACCGCCUCGGUGUGGCCGCUCCUCUCCAGUCAGCCAGACUGCGUGAAGAACAACGGACAGAGCGAAACGGCGUCGCACACUGGGACCUGCGAACUGUACUACACAUACGUAAAUAGCCAACCCACAACCUGCAUAGUACAAUAUGGAGCUGUGAGGGUCGUGGACCUACUCUCUCUCGCUCAGCAUAAAAACACUACAUUGUUUAUUUUCCGCAUUUACGAGUAUUUUCCACCAACAUGGAGACUACAGGCUUCUGGCUGCUACUGGCUGCACACUUUAUCCUCAUCUGCCAACAAGCUGAAGGAUAUGGAUACAGGAAUCAGCGCAAAUUUUCAGAAGACAUUGACUGGUCGUACGCAGGAACAUUAAACCAGAACAACUGGGCCAAGAAGUUUCCAUCCUGCAGCAACGCCAAGCAGUCUCCCAUCAACAUAGAACAGAACCUGGCCCAGGUGAAACUACAGUACCAGAAGCUGAGCUUUGAUGGCUGGGAGAAUCUGACCACUAACAGAACAACAAUCAAGAACGAUGGCAAGACUGUGACCGUCAAUGUGGAUGGUGACUUCUAUGUCAGUGGAGGAGGUCUCAGGUCAAAGGUCAAGGUGGGGUGCAUCACUUUCCACUGGGGGUGCUGCAAUGCUUCUUCAGAGGGCUCAGAACACAGUCUGGAUGGAGUCAAAUACCCUCUAGAGAUGCAGAUAUACUGCUAUGACCCACUUCGAUUUGAUUCUUUGGAUCAAAGCAUCAAGGCUGGAGGCAGAAUCACAGCACUCGCUGUUCUAUUUGAGAUAAGCACUGAAGACAACAUGAACUACGCUGCUAUAAUCGAAGGCAUCAACAGUGUGAGCAGAUAUGGAAAGAGUGCCAGGGUUUCACCCUUCACUCUGCAAGGUCUUCUGCCAAACUCCACUGAAAAAUACUUUAUCUACAAUGGCUCUCUGACUACGCCACCUUGCAGUGAGGUUGUUGAGUGGAUCAUCUUCAAGAACACAGUAGCCAUCUCCGAUGACCAGCUGGUGAUGUUCUGUGAGGUGAUGACGAUGCAGCAGGCUGGAUAUGUGAUGCUGAUGGACUACCUGCAGAACAACUACAGGGAGCAGCAGGAGCAAUUUAUGGGUCUGGUGUUCUCCUCUUAUACGGGCACUGAGGAGAUCUUCACACGGGUCUGCAGUUCAGAACCGGAGAACAUCCAGGUGGUACCACACAACCUUAGCAGCCUGCUGGUGACAUGGGAAAGGCCACGGGCAGUGUAUGACUCCAGCAUCGAGAAGUACUCAGUCAACUACAGACUAGCUAGUACAGAGAAUGCUGUCUCAUCUGAAUACCUGACUGACGGAGACCAGGAUGUGGGUGCGAUACUUGAUGACCUCUUGGCCAACACCAGUUAUAUGGUCCAGGUUGUGGCGGUGUGCUCCAACGGUCUGUACGGACGUUCAAGCAACCCACUGAUGGUAGUCAUGCCCAUUGACAACCCUGAAAAUGCACUGGAUCCAGCUUCUUAUGAAUAUAGUAAUGAGGUCAAGUAUGAUCCAGAUCUUACCUGGGACGAAAUAGGACAAACUAAGGACUACGAUCUGGAUUGGAGUGCGACAAACUUGCAGAGGACAACAACUUCUGAAUCACCUUUUUUGCUUUUGCCUACUAUUAGAACUACAACAGUAGAGUCGGGUCACAGUAAAGUCACCAAGGAUCCAGUUCCUCCUGUUAGAUCCACUCAAUCUGGUCAAGUGUUGAGCAAUUCUGAAGAGAUGCAACAACAUAGUACCUCUAUGUGGUCACCAGAAAUGACCCUGCCACCAGAAACAAGGGGAAGAGCUAACUUCAAUGCCAAUGCUCUGUUUAAUUUAACCAAAACAACCAAAGAAAACUCACUUUAUACCACCACUGCUCCUUCACACCGCACUAUAAAAAUAGAUGGUGUUCAUGGAGGCGUUACCCUAAACGGAAAAGGCAAAGUAGAGGGAGGUAUAAGUACCAGUGCUCCCACAGUCACCACUUCAAAGGCUGAUUACAUUAAUAGAGGAUUAAGUCAACAAGAUUAUUCUGGAAAAGUAACUAACACUACUCCUACAAUUACCAGUGCAAAGACCAAAGACGGUAAUAUUUCUCAAUCAGGCAACACUGCAACCAAUGUCAUGUCUCAUAUCAGUAAUGUGAGCAGCACAACAUCGUCUUCUACAUCCUUCAUCCAAACCAAGACUGAUCCAAGUUUGGCACGCCCAACAAACAAAGACAACACCACUGAUAGAAGUGUUUCCACUAAACCCAGAGGUAUUCCAGAGAUCCAGACAGAAAGCUCAACUUCCAAACCUUCCUCUUCACCUACCAAAACAUCUGUCCAAUUGAGCCGCAUUCUCUUGCAGACCACAAAGCCACUGUCCAAUGGUGAGAGCCUAUUUGUGUUCCCCUCAAGUUCCUCCUCCUUCACCUCCUCUCCUUUGUGUGACACCGUGGAUUCCAGCUGUGCCUCUUCCACCUGCUUGCAUGAUCCUACCUCCUCUUGGCCUGUAUUGUCUCCCUUGGAUUCACAGCUUACUGCUACAUCCCUGUCACCUGUCAAAGACCCAGUUUCCCAGUCUUCAGUCUUCACGCUAUCUGCCUCUACCCUGCCUUACCUCCCUCACCCCUCACACUCCCUGUCUGGUUGGGUGACUGACCCUGUCUUUCCUGGUGUUGGGUUUGAUAAUACUGAUAGCAAUGAUGAUGUGUUGUCUGGAUCUUCAAGUAAUCCCUCAGUAUUUAGCAGUACACCUCCACUCCAAGCACUUCUAGACCCGUCUGCUAUUGUUUUCACCACCAAGCUCUCUGAAUCUUCCUGGGAUCAGUCUCUCUCAGCAGCAUCUCUGUCUGUCAUCCCCACCCUAGAACCUUCAGUUCAUCUGUCUAGUAACCACUUCCUUUUUGACGCUACCCUGGGAUUAUCUAGUUCUUUCUCAUCUGCUUUUGACAAUUCAAGAUAUGCCACAGGGAAAACAAUAGAGACUUUUCUCAAAGAGGGCAGUGGUGACAGGUUUCCAUUAGUUAGCGAUGUGCAUGGCCUGUGUGACUGCUCUUUGGAGCCAUCAGCAUCCUCCCCUUGGUUGCAUUUGUUAAGUGUUGGAUUUUCCUCCUCAGCCUGGGACUCUAUAAGUUUAGAGCUUUACUCUAGUUUGGGCUUCCUUUCAGCCACUCAUGUUGACUUUGACAAUUUUCUACACUCUUUAUCUGUGGUGGGCUCUGAUGGUCUGUCCUUAGGUCAGCCACUGUCAUCCCAUAGUGCGAUCUUGCCUUCGUCAUCUUCUUCAUACUCCCAGGUUCUCCAAGCAACCCAAAGUGACCUGCCAAUUUCUGUUGCAGCCACAUCAUCUGCCAUCAUGGAAUCCUGGUUCUCUGUAUCAUCUGUGCUAACUCCUUCACCCACAGCCUCCCCCACCACCCUCGCUCCAGAGGGACAGGUGAUAGACGCCAGUACCAGUGCAUCUGGCUCAGGCCUGUUCCCCGACUCCCAGGAGGGCGUAGAUCAGGAGUGGGACAUGGUUCAAACUUCAACCUCUGGGGAGAGCAUGCUCCCUCACUCGAUGAACGUUAUUAGCAGUGCUUCCCCAUCUAGCACCUCAGAGGCUGGCCAGACCCCAGACGAUCUGGAUGAACACCCCUCAGCAUUUUAUUUUGAAAGUGAGAGUAGCAAUGCAUUGGGCUUCGAGGUAGGAGACACAACAACGGAAGCAGUAACCUCUGCUUCAACUUGGUCGCUAGGUAGGGAGGAGGGGAGCAGCUCAGGGCAGAGUGAAAGCCUCUACGACAACGAGACGUCUUCUGACUUCAGUAUCUCUGAGCACACAGAAAGGGAGUUGACAGAAGAGGAGCCAGUAGCAGAUGCUAGUAACAGCAGCCACGAGUCGAGAGUUGGUUCCAUCAGGGAACAAGAGAGGAAGGCUGUGGUUCCUUUGGCUGUCAUCUCCACCCUCGCCGUCCUCGGCCUGAUUGCUCUCAUCUGUGUUCUCGUCUACUGGCGGUUGUGUUUCCAGUCGGCUCACUUUUACAUCCAUGACAGUUGCUCAACCAGAGUCAUCACAGCACCAGACACUGCUAUAUCUGGUGAGCACAGGGCUUUUCCAGUGAAGGAUUUUGUCAAGCAUGUUGCUGAACUUCACCACACUCAAAGCUUCAAACGAGAGUUUGAGACACUGAAGCCCAGUUACGAGGAGGCACAGAUGUGCACUGUGGACAUGAUGAUGUCUACUGACAACGCAAAUCAUCCAGACAGCAAGACUGAAAACAGACACAGCAACAUUUCGGCCUAUGACGAUACCCAGGCACACCUCUCACUAUUGGCCAACAAAAAAGGAAAAGCAACGGAUUACAUUAACGCGAAUUACGUGGAUGGUUUUAAGAAGCCACAGUUGUACGUUGCUGCUCAGGGGCCUGUGAGGCCGAGCAUUGAGGACUUCUGGAGGAUGAUAUGGGAGCAGAACAUCUGCAUCAUCGUCAUGAUCAGCAACCUGGUGGAGAAAGGAUGCAGAAUAUGUGAUCAGUACUGGCCACUGGAGGUGCAGGAGGAGUACGGCAGCUUUCUCGUGACUGUGAAGAGCACUAAAGUCCUCGCCUACUACACCCAGAGAACCUUCACCAUCAGAAAAAUCCAGAUAAAAAAGAGUUCUCAGAAGGGGCGGGCCAAGGAGGGGGCCAAUGAGCGGACUGUGACACAGUAUCAUUACACCCAGUGGCCUGACACUGGCGUUCCAGACUUAGCUCUGCCGUUCCUCAGCUUCAUCCACAAGUCGUCCAGAGCCAGGACAGAUGACAUGGGGCCACUGAUGGUUCACUGCAGUGCUGGUGUUGGCCGGACAGGCACAUACAUUGUCCUGGACAGCAUGCUGACGCAGAUCCAAAAUGAGGGCUCCGUCAACGUCAUGGGCUUCCUUAAACAGAUUCACACUCAGAGGAAAUGCCUGGUGCAGACAGAGGAACAGUAUGUUUUUAUCCACAAUGCCCUGGUGGAAGCCAUCUUGUGUGGCGAGACAGAGGUGGCAGUGGCUCAACUGCAUAAGUACGUGGACAAGCUGAUGACCCCAGGGCCUGAUGGAGGAACGGGGAUGGACCAACAGUUCAAGAUGGUUUGUUACACCAAUCUGAAGCACUGUGACUAUUCCACAGCUCUGCAGGACUGCAACUACAACAAGAACAGAAACUGCUCAGUGAUACCCAUUGAGAGGUCACGAGUGUGUUUGCCGAAAACAGCAGGGGAAACAGCAGACUACAUUAAUGCAUCAUACAUCGCAGGUUACAGGCACACCAAGGAGUUCAUCAUUACCCAGAAACCUUUGCCUGUCACCGUAAAGGACUUCUGGACAAUGAUAUGGGACCACAACGCCCAAGUCAUUGUGUCACUGCCUGGGAUGGAGGAAGAAGCAGAGCCAUUUGUUUUCUGGCCUUAUAAAGGGCAGCUGAUCAGCUAUGAGAUGUUCACUGUCACUCAAAAGAGUGAGACUCAUGUUUGUCUGUCCAAUGAGGACCUGCUGAUAGUUCAGGACUACAUACUGAAAGAUACAAAGAAUGACUACGUUCUUGAGGUGAGACACUAUCGCGCUCCCAACUGGCCAAACCCAGACAGUCCCCUCACUUCCACCUUUGAGCUUCUCAAAUUGGUGAACGAAGAGAUCCUCACAAAGGACAGCCCUACUGUGGUCCACGAUAAUGUGGGUGGGUUUACAGCAGGACUGUUCUGUGCUCUCUCGUCUCUGACUCGCCAGUUGGAUGCCGAAGCGUCAGUGGAUGUCUUCCAAGUAGCCAGGCUGAUGAAUCUCAUGAGACCUGGAACCUUCAGCAACAUCGAGCAGUACCAGUUCUUGUACAAAGCCAUGCUGAGUCUCAUCGGGACACAAGAAGACGAGAAAACUCAGUCCUUUGACGCUAACGGAACCAUCGUGACGGAAACCACCAGCACCGCUGAAAGCAUCGAAUCCCUGGUGCCAACGAAUAAAUAAAACCAACAAAAAAUACUACACUUUUACAAAUGAGCAACAGCAUUUCGUCCCUUCCCUGAAACCACCAACAGAGCUGCUAGUGAAUCCAGACUCUCGCUACAAUCACUCAAGAAAUCUUGUCAUUCAAGACUCUGCCUUUUGUAGAUUGAGACUGGUAUGAGUUUCCUCUUUACAGUUUUGUAAUGUGUGCCUUUUUGCUCAUCUUGAAUUUUUAACUGUGAUAUAAGCUGUAGACUAAUUGUUCAAUGUUUUUAAUGCUGUACUGCCCUGAGACUAACUGUCAACGCCAAUCUUGUAUUUAUUGGCGCUGAGCCAAAUGUGGGGGAAAAGGGAAAAGCUGCAUCUUUUUACAUCAAAUGCUAAAGUCAAAAGAAAGACUCUUUGUCAGACUCUGUCAAUAUUAUUGAUUUUGUUAAUGUGUCUUUAACAGAGCACUUGCUCUCUUAAAUGUAAAUUCUGUUUAAAUUGGUGUAGCGUGCUGAAGUCAAAUAUAAAAUAAGGGUAUCGAAUAGUAGAUUAAUGUACUGUAAAUAAUAUUAUAAUAAUACCCUGAAUGGACCAAAUUUCUAUUUAUGCUUUUCACCUUUGCUUUUAUUUUUGAAGGGUUUAAUUCUAAUUGCCUAGCUGCUUUUAUACUAUGGAUUUUGUAACAGUCAUGCAUGGGUACUGACCUUUUUGGUUUUUUGGUUUGUUUUUUAGCUAUAAAGGAAUCGCUGCUGGCUUAUUAGCUAAGGGAUUAAAUAAGGGAAGGAACACCAAAGGGAGCCUGUGAGAGUGUUUUGUUACUGUGUGUUGAACCACAAAUAUACCUGCAAAGAUGCAACAGACACAUGAACUAUUAGAGGUUUGCUCAUUAGUUAGUUAAAUACACUGUUUUGCAUACAAGUGAUGUUGGAAAUUUCCAAUUUAAACAUUUGGUGUCAAGGUGAUGUAUUAAUUCCAUUGUAGGCAGCAAUUAGCAAAACUGUAGAUUAGCAGAAUGAGUUUCAGCUCAUUAAUAUGCAGCCCUACAGAGAACCAACAGGAGGCAGGUCAAAGGUCACAAGGUCCAGACAAAAGAAAAAAAAAAUGAGGAGAAACAGCCUUCUGUGAGCCUGACAGGGGAGAGAUGUUACCGAAUCAAGAAACACAGAAAAUGGAGACAUACCCAAUUCCAUUUCUAAUGAUGAUUCUUGUCUGUGGAUUAUACAGUUCCCUUAACAGAGUCAUGGACUAAUCCCUGGUUAUUUCAGUUGAUUUUUGCAUGUGUUAAUCCAGGCUAAGACACUGUAAGAAAUGUGUCUUUUCAGGACAGAAAAUAGGUCAGUGUCCAGACGCUGUAUCCACACUUUAAUUUGCAUUUUUGACUUUUCAUGAAUACAAACUUAAUUGUUCUCUGCUUGGUGCCCUACUUUAUAUGGCUGCAUUUAAAGAAGGAGCAAAAAUGCUGAUCAUCCUUUUCUGAAGACUUGAGCUCAACUAAUUAAGUGAUCAGAACCAUGUCACAAAUAUAAAAGUCACAAAAAAGCAAUACUGGUGCAAAAGUUUGCAUUGCACAAUAACUGUUUUUAAUAUCUUAAAGCUUGGUGCUGACAAAUACCAGCCAUAAUUAUAAACAUGUACAUACUGUGUAUUGAUGCAGCAAAAAUUGUGCGCUGCAGCCUAUAUCAUCAUUUGGCCUCCUUUGGGGUCAAGAUGAUGUAUUAAGUCCAUUCUAGGUACCAUUUAGGAAAACAGUAGAUUAGCAGAAGGAUUUUCAGCUCACUGAUAUCCAGCCUUACAGGGAACCAAUGGGAGGCAGAUAAGUAAUCGAUAAAAAGAAAAGUAAGGGAGAACUAGUGCGUGAAAUGGGCAAAUCAAGAGUGUGGAAAGUUCUGAAGAUAACAAGGAAACCGUUAUUGCAGCUGUAGACCGCCAUAAUUGUCUUCCAGUUGGGUCUGUGGGUGACAUGUUCCUGUUGUGGUUGGGAAGUGGAGGACUAUAGCAUAUAAGAAUUAUAUUUAUUAUAUUGUGCAUUUUAGGACACAGUAAAAGAUCAAUCAAAAAGACAAAUAAAAAACAUUCAUUAUUAUUCAGUGUCAUAUUCUCUGUCACUAACAGAUUUAACAUGAACACAUGAAUCCAAACCACCUUAAAAAUACCAUGUGGUACUAAUAGCUAGCACUACAGGGGAAGAGCGACUCUAAACCUUAAACAUUGGAUAGGGAACAUGGUGAACCAUUAAAACAGAUCUUAUAUAUAUCUGGCUGCGGAACACUACUUUAACUCCUAACUA
This is a messenger RNA of Oreochromis niloticus (Nile tilapia), 8247 nucleotides long. RefSeq names its product protein tyrosine phosphatase receptor type Z1a (gene ptprz1a). Gene Ontology annotation, biological process: peptidyl-tyrosine dephosphorylation. The coding region runs from base 264 to 5993 and encodes 1909 amino acids. Gene Ontology annotation, molecular function: protein binding; protein tyrosine phosphatase activity. The record is from RefSeq and is a predicted model, not a curated record. The transcript is spliced from 30 exons. Lineage: Eukaryota; Metazoa; Chordata; Actinopteri; Cichliformes; Cichlidae.